CUCGGCGCCUCCUACACACGCCGAGACAACACACUCGAAGUCAGUCAGCUGUAAACCCGGACUGAUAGGCUACUCUAGCCGGUUGACGGUUUCCCCUCAGCGGUAUGACAGCGGCUAUUACCUACAUGUAUUGUUAUGUUCCGUGACUUUUGAAUAACCGAAGCACCACCAAACACUGGACGUAACAUGUCAGAGAAGUCAGAAGAGACGAACUCCCUGGCACCUGAGCGAGAUCGAGCCCCGGACGGCGACGAGAGGCGACUGAAUGGAUGCGUUCCACUGUCACAUCAGGUGGCCGGACACAAAUAUGGCAUCAACAAAGUGGGUAUCUUGCAGCAUCCUGAUGGCACAGUGCUUAAACAGCUUCAGCCACCCCCCAGAGGCACUCGAGAGAUGCACUUCUACACACAGGUGUUUGCUCGGGACUGUUCCGACCCUCAGGUGUUAUCCCUGCGGCCGCACCUUCCCGUAUUCUACGGCACCUGGGCAUCAUCAGACUCACCCAAUGAGCUGUACCUGAAGCUGGAGGACGUGACGCGACGGUUCUCCAGGCCGUGCAUUAUGGACCUGAAGGUGGGCCGUCGCAGCUACGACCCCCUGGCCUCGCCCGAGAAGCGCCAGCAGCAGAUCAGGAAGUACCCGCUGAUGGAGGAGAUCGGCUUCCUGCUCCUGGGCAUGAGGGUAUAUCAGCCAAGUCGUGACUGCUAUGUCUGCCAUGAUCAGUUCUUCGGACGCAGCCUGGGAAAGGACACUCUGGCCGGAGGUCUGGCUCAGUUCUUCCAUGAUGGCGUAAAGCUCCAUAAGCAGACCAUCCGUCUCUGCAUCCGCAAAGUCCAGAACAUUCUGCGAUGGUUCGAGAGCCAAAAGCAGCUUCACUUCUACGCCAGCUCCCUGCUGUUUGUGUACGAGGGCGCGUCGGGUGCACACACAGAAGCAGAACAAAACAACAACCACCACCACCACCUACCGCCUCAGGAGUCUUCCCACGAGGGAUCCCCAGCCAAGAGCUCCUGCAGACGGGGAGGCUGCGGCGGAGACCUCCCGGACAGUUUGCAGAACGGAGGUCAGACACAUGGCUCAGCCCCUUGUCUGAGACAGAGUAACGGGAAUGUGGAGUGUGAGGAAGAGGAGGAGGAGGAGGAGGAGGGAGAGGAGGACUCAGGUGGAUGGCUUGAGGAAGAGGGAAGUGAAGGCCACGUAGAGGUGAGGAUGAUCGACUUUGCCCACGUCUUUCCCAGCGAAAGCCCUGACGAGGGUUACAUGCACGGCCUGAAGAACCUGCUGUCCACUCUGAGAAAGAUCAUCCAGGACUGACCAAUGAUCAAGCUCUCCUCUUUCUCUAUUGCUUCCUCUUUUCCCCUCUCUCCCAUGUUAUCUCAUUCUCUCUCUCUGUCUCUCUCUCCAUCUGUUCUUGCAUCCUGAGUGGGCUCAUCUCAUAAUCACUGGUUGUGUCUGUGUCUGAUGGAAACAUAUGGGUUUCACCCUCUAUCUCAGGUAGAUUUUUUUCUAAUCAGAUCUCUAAUCUGGAUUGUGCAAUUUUAUAUAUUGACUUUAUGCAACUGUGACUAAUUUAAUUAAUUUAUAAACGUAACCUUUUCUGAAGAUCUAUAUCAUAUUCUAGAUGCACAAAUAAUUGUAGCUGUAUAGUUUUAAGUUUCUUGACUCCAAUAACUGGACAAGAACUGUGAUUUUGUAAGUGUGAGGAGGAUUGUAUUGGAUCUUAACUGAUUGGAGGUGUAGGUAACAUUACUGCCAUAACUUACAUAGAUCAUGGAGUCAGAUAAAAGUAGACAGGCUUACUGGAAGAGAGCAAUUGCUCCAGAUUUUAUGGAACAUGGAUUUUAUGGAAUCUCUUUUUUUUUUACAUUUGGGGCUGAAUAUAUGAGGAGCUCCUUCCAAAACGCUAUAAUCAGUAGUUAUAAGAAUAGGAAUGUGUAAUAUUUAUUUUCAUUUAUUUAAGUUUUUCAGCCACUGAGCUGAUUUGAAUUAACAUUUGUAUGAUGUUUUAAAAUAGUAUUCUGAACAGAUAAGAAGUACAGUUCAAUUAUUUUAAAAUUUGUAAUUGUUUUACAACUUUUGCAAUAUUGAACAUCCACAGCACGUGUCCAAUAGUAAUUCUAUUUUUCAAAGAGCUGUAAAGAUAUUAAUUCCUUUCUCACAAGACAGGGACUCUCUACUUGAAGGCAAAGUAAUUCAUGAAAGAACCAUUCUGACUUCUUCAAUGUGAAACCCAUCAUCACAUUGUCGCUGUCCUCAACGCUGUGAAGUAAAAGCAUUUUAAUGAGUCUUG
Alosa alosa (allis shad) is the source of this 2290-nucleotide messenger RNA. RefSeq names its product inositol polyphosphate multikinase a (gene ipmka). The transcript is spliced from 6 exons. Gene Ontology annotation, cellular component: nucleus; cytoplasm. Gene Ontology annotation, biological process: inositol phosphate biosynthetic process. NCBI's taxonomy places the organism in Eukaryota, Metazoa, Chordata, Actinopteri, Clupeiformes, Clupeidae. Gene Ontology annotation, molecular function: inositol tetrakisphosphate kinase activity; inositol-1,4,5-trisphosphate 3-kinase activity. The record is from RefSeq and is a predicted model, not a curated record. The coding region runs from base 187 to 1314 and encodes 375 amino acids.